AUGCCUCGGGGUCAGAAGAGUAAGCUCUGUGCCCUUGAGAAACGCCAACAGACCCGUAAGGAGACCCAGUGUCUCAGGGCUGCUGAGGCCGCUGCAGCACAGGAAGAAGAGUCCCCCUCCUCUUCUUCCUCCUUCCUCUCCUCUCCUGCUUGGAGGGGUACUUUCCACAGCUCCCCUGAUGCCUCCAUUCCCCAGGAGCCUCAGAGAGCUCCAUCCACUAGCUCUCCUGAUGCAGGUGUUUCAAGCACAAGAGCUGAUGAGGAUGCUGAGACUCCAGAUGAGAACAGUACAAGCACCUCCCAGGCAGCACCCUCCACUCAGAAGUCACGCAGAGAUCUUCUGACCAAGAAGGCGAGUAUGUUGGUGCAAUUCCUGCUCAAGAAGUACAGCAAUAAAGAGCCCAUUACCAAGGCAGACAUGCUGAAGGUUGUCAACAAAAAGUAGGAGCACUUACCCGAGAUCCUCAGAAGAACCUCUGAGUGCUUGGAGCUAGUCCUUGGCCUUGAACUGAAGGAAGUAAGUGCCAGUGGUCAGUCCUUUGACCUCGUCAGCAAGCUGGGCCCCUCCAGCGAGGGAAAUCUGAGUGGUGAUGAGAGGUUCCCCAGGACCGGUCUCCUGUUGAUGCUCCCGUGUGUGAUCUUCAUGAACGGUAACCGUGCCAAUGAGGAGGAGAUCUGGGCAUUCCUGCAUACGUUGGGGAUGUAUGCUUGGAGGAGGCACUUAGUGUAUGGGGAGCCCCAGAAGCUCAUCUCAAAAGAUCUGGUGCAGGAAAAGUACCUGGAGUAUCGGCAGGUGCCCAACAGGGAUCCUCCAAGCUGUGAAUUCCUGUGGGGACCAAAAGCCCAUGCUGAAACCAGCAAGAUGGAAGUCCUGGAAAUUUUGGCCAAGAUCGAUGAUACUGUGCCUAGUUCCUUCCCAAACCUGUACGAAGAUGCUUUGAGAGAUGAGGUAGAGAGAGCCGUAGUGAUAGAUGCAGUGUUAAUUAAGCAUCUUCCCCUUGGAAAUCACCGUGAUACUACUGGGGAUGUUAAGAAAGAGAAGAUCCAGCCACUGCCUGUAGAAUUUAGUCCAGCAGCAGCUAUCAUACAUGCAGACGGUGAUAAAAAGCGUACCCAAAGUACUGUUUUGGAAUACACAGCCCAAGGGAUAAGCAAUAAAAAUACCAAAGUAAAUGUGAGGUGUGAAAGGAGAAAGGAGUUAUUUGUGGACAAUUUCAUCGUCUACAAAAUCACUUUUG
This is a messenger RNA of Galeopterus variegatus (Sunda flying lemur), 1237 nucleotides long. Its product is annotated as melanoma-associated antigen B4-like. Gene Ontology annotation, cellular component: nucleus. Gene Ontology annotation, biological process: negative regulation of transcription by RNA polymerase II. NCBI's taxonomy places the organism in Eukaryota, Metazoa, Chordata, Mammalia, Dermoptera, Cynocephalidae. The record is from RefSeq and is a predicted model, not a curated record.